AUGGCAAGGCCAAAGAGCAUUCGGGGUCCUUUUGAGUACACUGGACAUGGAGAUCUUCCCCAAGACCCUUCAGGCCAGUGGUACUUUAUCUGCUUAGGUGUCAGAAAAACAAAGGAGGGCCGCUUCAUUAUGGGUCGCGAAACCGUCAUCACUACGGCCCAAUGGCCUGAAGGAGAAUCCCCUACCAUUGACUUUGCCAAACUAGAUGUGCCCAUCAAGGGCGGUAAACAGCCUGCACCGGCUUGGCCUUUGAAGCCCAGUGGCUCAUCUCUGGCUCCUGAGGUUGGCCUCAUGCACAUCCGGAGCCCCGUCGAAGAGAAUUACAAAUACGAUGGCUCAAAGAUUACGCUAAUCACUGGCAAGGCCCCAUUGAGUCAGGCUGGCGAGCCGGUGUCGUUUGUUGGAAAACGUCAGAGGCUUUUGGAUGGUACUGCCUCAGUGACCCUCAACGUCCCGGAUACGUCAGCACUUGAGAAGACCCUAGAAGCUGGUCUCUGUUAUUACGAGGACGAGCUACAAUUUACCCGCAUCUUUUAG
Messenger RNA from Fusarium falciforme, 537 nucleotides. RefSeq lists its product as hypothetical. Bases 1 to 537 code for a protein of 178 amino acids. The transcript has 2 exons. The record is from RefSeq and is a predicted model, not a curated record. Lineage: Eukaryota; Fungi; Ascomycota; Sordariomycetes; Hypocreales; Nectriaceae.